Zeugodacus cucurbitae (melon fly) is the source of this 1317-nucleotide messenger RNA. RefSeq names its product WD repeat-containing protein 18. Gene Ontology annotation, cellular component: nuclear pre-replicative complex. Gene Ontology annotation, molecular function: protein binding. Lineage: Eukaryota; Metazoa; Arthropoda; Insecta; Diptera; Tephritidae. Gene Ontology annotation, biological process: rRNA processing; DNA-templated DNA replication. The coding region runs from base 1 to 1317 and encodes 438 amino acids. The transcript has 2 exons. The record is from RefSeq and is a predicted model, not a curated record.
AUGGCAGAACUUGUAGAAGUACUUUUCACCACUGACUCAAAUGAAUCACAAUCUUCGAUUACAGCAUGGGACUACAAAACGGGUACAAACUUAAUGGUGUACAAAGCUGGUGGUGUGAUACAACCACGCGCAAUAUCCUUACUGGAUUACCACUAUAUACUAGCAGCUAAUAGUACUAAACCUAUACUCCAUGUAUGGCCAGUGAACUCACAACAACAAGUUACCUCCGUGCGUUUCGUGCUGCCUGGUCGUGCUAAUUCAAUUUCACUUUCACCCGAUAAACUUUACCUUGUGGCUGCAAUACAAGAGAACAUUUAUAUUUGGCAUUUACCAUCUGGUAAAAUGCUAAACACAAUCUCUAAACAUUUCCAGCCCAUUAACUGUAUACGUUUCGAUGAAGACUCACAUUUUGCCUCAGCUGGUCAAGAUGGUAGUGUAAUGUUAUGGAAUCUGACGACUGUGUGUGCUCGGGAUGACGACAAUCAAACACCAGUGUACACCUUCACCGACCACGGACUGCCAGUAACAGAUGUGCAUAUAGGUUUGGGUGGUAUUCGUGGACAUAUGAUAACCGUGUCACUGGAUCGCACUUGCAAAAUUUAUGAUUUGUUUGUUGGGGCGCUGCUCUUAAACGUGGUAUUUGCUGAAUCAUUACACAGCGUUACCACAAAUACUUUAGAAACAGCGGUGUACGUUGGCACGGGCGAUGGUAAUAUUUAUCAAUUUAACACUGAUGCUGUGGCCGGGAACAAGGAAGUACACGUUGAAAAGGAGCACUCUAAUCUUUUUAAAGGUCAUAAAGAGGGUAGUCCAGUUACUUGCUUGGCCUUAUCAUUUGAUGGCAAAACUCUAGUCUCUGGUGGACAAGACGAACAAGUAUGCAUUUGGGACGUUGCCAGUAAACAGCUUAUAAAGCGUAUGCAGCACAAAGGACCUGUAACAAAUGUAAAACUACGACUUUCCAACCCAGAUAUAUUUAAACCAGAAAAUAAACAACCCAAGAAGUUUAGUGGAAAUCUGCGGCGCAUGUUGGACCCACCAGAGGUUGAUGAUGACGAGCCCAUAGAAGUUUUAAUCACUGAAGCAGAUGCCGACACUGAUUACAAAUGGUGGCCUACACCAGAAUAUCCUUUCGAUUAUCAAGACGAGUCGUCGACGUCUAAAGCAGCAAGUAAUAACACUCCGACUGCUAAGACGACAGAUGAGGAUGCGGCGAAAGAGAUAGAGAAAUUACGAGCCGAAGUACAACAUCUGAAACUUGUUAAUAAACAACUAUUCGAAGUAUCCGCAAAACAAUUGUUAGAAUCGAAAAAAUAA